Messenger RNA from Mytilus trossulus (common blue mussel), 920 nucleotides. Its product is annotated as cytochrome b-245 chaperone 1-like. Bases 47 to 661 code for a protein of 204 amino acids. The record is from RefSeq and is a predicted model, not a curated record. Lineage: Eukaryota; Metazoa; Mollusca; Bivalvia; Mytilida; Mytilidae. The transcript is spliced from 7 exons.
UUUUGAUGUGACCAGUGUUUGUAAACAAAACAGUUUUGAGAUAAAAAUGAGAAGUUUUGUAAAAAUUAAGGAAGAGACAGAUGCUAGUUUACAUCUUGUUAAAGAAAGUGGUCUAUAUGGUUAUGCACUCCUUACAGCCUUCACAGCCAUUGGAUAUGGAGCAGCAUCUUACAGUCAAGAUUCCUAUUUCUGGCAGACAGUUUACCUAACCUUUGGUGUAUUUAUGGGAUUAGCCUGUAUGGAAGACUAUGAGGAAUGUGUAUUUAACAAAACAGAUAAAGAUAUUCGUCUUACAAAACAGACUAUAUGGGAUAGAAUACUUAGUGUGAUUAGUCAAAGGCCUGCCAGUGUGGUUGUGUUCAAUAUAGAAGAUGUGACAGGUGUACAUGUAAAAGAGGAGACUGUGACCUACUUUGGUAAAGGCUAUCAGGUUGUGCUAUUCAUGAACUCAGGAAUUGAUGUAGGUGUUACCGAUUCUUUUAUCUUUGGAAGAGAGAGCUCUGAACAUACUAAACUUGCUGACAAAAUAAAAGAAUUUCUGAAUUUAUAUCAACACCCAGAAGGCUUAUCAGAUGAUAGUAGCUCAGAUUCUGGAGAGGAUGGGUUUGAACAUAUCACAGAUCAAGUCAUAGAGGAAGAACUGAAAAAGGACCAACAAUAAACAGAGGACUAGAUAUUAUCUAAGUGGUAAUCGUUGACCUGGUACUUAAUUCAGAUUAAUUUUUUUUAAUUCUUACAAUGAUGUUUGUAUUUAUGUUUUUCAAAAGUUAGAUUUGAUGAGGAUGAAUAUAUAUGUCAAUUUUCUUCUAAAAAUAAUUGUUGUAUAAAUAGUUUAAAUAUAUUUUUUUAAUCAGCCAAAAUGUUUUUGGACUAAAUUUUUAUUUUUUUAUCAUUUUGUAAAUGUUUUAUCCCCGUUAUAA